ACGGUGUCACACCCUGAAAUAAGAAGGGGUGUCUCCAAAUUGCGGCAUCUCGGAAACCAAAACCAACCAAACAGCCGAGGCGGGAAACAAGAAAGACAGUCGUCGAAGAAAAUUAUAUCCAAGUCUAACGGCUCUCUAAUGGCGGCCAAAGAAGAAAUCCAAACAAGAGACGAUCCGGUUGCAGCAACAGCUGAAGAAGACGAUGAGCACGAUUCCAAGGAGAGAGUUCUCCAGAGGUACUUUCUCCAAGAGUGGAAGCUACUCAAGUCUCUCCUAGACGACAUCGUCGCCAAUGGCCGUGUCUCCGAUCCCUCUGCUGUAAACAAGAUCCGCACCAUCCUAGAUAAGUACCAAGAACAGGGUCAACUUUUAGAGCCUUACUUAGAGACCAUUAUUUCUCCACUGAUGUUUAUAGUCCGCUCAAAAACUGUUGCAUUGGGGGUUGUCACAGAUGAAAUUCUUGAGAUAAUCAAGCCUUUGUGCAUUAUUAUUUAUUCCCUUGUUACUGUAUGUGGAUACAAGUCUGUCAUCAAGUUUUUCCCACAUCAGGUCUCUGAAUUAGAACUUGCUGUCUCUCUUUUGGAGAAGUGCCAUCAUGCAACUGUAGUGACAUCAUUGCGGCAAGAAAGUACUGGGGAAAUGGAGACAAAAUGUGUCAUACUUCUAUGGCUCUCAAUACUUGUUUUGGUUCCUUUUGAUAUCUCUUCAGUGGAUACUAGUAUUGCAAGCAGUGGCCUUGUGGGUGGACUUGAACCCUCUCCUUUGGUGCUGAAAAUACUAGGGUUCUCUAAAGAUUACCUUUCAAGUGCUGGCCCAAUGCGUGCCAUAGCUGGGUUACUGCUCUCGAGGCUUCUAACGCGACCAGACAUGCCUAAAGCCUUUUCAAGUUUCAUUGAAUGGACACAUGAAAUUUUAUCUUCUGCAACAAACGAUGUCAUGGAUCACUUUCGGUUACUUGGUGUUGUGGAAGCACUAGCAGCCAUUUUCAAGGUUGGUAGUCGUAAAGUUUUGCUUGAUCUAGUUCCUGUUGUUUGGAAUGACACCUCAAUCUUGGUUAAGUCCAAUACUGCAGUUCGGAGUCCUCUUCUACGCAAGUUUUUGGUGAAGUUAACUCAGCGAACUGGGCUUGUUUGCCUUCCUCCUCGAUCCCCAUCAUGGCAAUAUGUGGGGAAAAGCAGUUCAUUAGGGGAGAAUGUAACUGACAAACAUGAUGUAUGCAAUAAUGAACGGAAUGCAGAUUCCUUUUAUUCAAAAGAAAGUGCAUGUUCUGUGCAAGAAGGUGAUAUGGAUGUUCCAGAAAUCAUAGAGGAGAUUAUUGAGUUGCUAUUGUCAGGAUUGAGAGAUACGGAUACUGUUGUCCGCUGGUCUGCAGCAAAAGGUAUUGGACGUAUAACUGCACGUUUAACAUCUACCCUUUCAGAUGAAGUGCUGUCAUCUGUAUUGGAACUUUUCUCACCUGGCGAGGGAGAUGGUUCAUGGCAUGGAGGUUGCUUAGCCCUUGCUGAGCUGGCUCGCAGAGGAUUACUCUUACCUAUUAGUCUUCCUAAAGUUGUUCCUGUUAUCAUCAAGGCACUACAUUAUGAUAUUCGAAGGGGUCCACAUAGUGUUGGAUCCCAUGUGCGUGAUGCUGCUGCCUAUGUUUGUUGGGCAUUUGGUCGUUCAUACUUCCACUCAGAUAUGAAAAACAUUUUGGAACAACUUGCUCCGCACCUAUUAACAGUAGCCUGUUAUGACCGUGAGGUUAAUUGCAGGAGAGCUGCUGCAGCCGCUUUUCAGGAGAAUGUUGGAAGACAGGGGAGUUUUCCACAUGGCAUUGAAAUAGUUAAUACAGCGGAUUAUUUCUCACUCUCCUCACGAGUAAACUCAUACCUUAAUGUUGCUGUAAACAUUGUGCAGUAUAAGGAGUAUCUUCAUCCUUUUGUUGAAGAGCUUCUAUGUAGUAAGAUUUGUCACUGGGAUAAAGGCUUGAGAGAACUUGCUGCAGAGGCGCUUUCUGCUCUUGUGAAGUAUGAUACUGGAUAUUUUGCAUCAUUUGUUCUGGAACGUUUGAUUCCCUGUACUCUCUCAACUGAUUUGUGCAUGCGUCAUGGUGCAACCUUAGCUGUUGGGGAACUUGUUUUGGCUCUACAUCAAUGUGAUCAUUUGCUUUCCACUGAUAAGCAGAAAUCUGUUGCUGGUAUUGUUCCUGCAAUUGAGAAAGCGCGUCUUUAUCGUGGAAAGGGUGGAGAAAUAAUGCGCUCUGCUGUUUCUCGUUUCAUUGAGUGUAUAUCUCUCAGUCAUAUAUCCUUACCACAAAGAAUCAAGCAAAGUUUGCUUGGUACCCUUAACGAGAAUCUGAGACAUCCCAAUGCUCAGAUCCAGAAUUCUGCUGUUGAAGCCCUAAAACACUUUGUCCCAGCAUACCUUGUCAUGGUAGAUGAUGGGAAUGCUGAUAGUAUAACAUCCAAGUAUCUGGAUCUCUUGUCAGAUCCUAAUGUUGCAGCAAGGCGUGGAUCAGCAUUGGCAUUAGGUGUCCUGCCUUUCAAGUUUCUGGCUGCAAAGUGGACGGUUGUGAUAUCAAAUCUUUGUAGAUCUUGUGCAAUUGAGGAUAAUCCUGAUGAUAGAAAUGCUGAAGCCCGUGUAAAUGCAGUUCGAGGGCUUGUAUCUGUUUGUGAAACAUUAAGUUCUACCAGGAAACAUUCUCAAUUCCUUUCUGUUGAUGAUGACAUGUCUCUUUGUCUUAUGAUAAAAAGGGAAGUUAUGCAGACAUUAUUUAAAGCACUUGAUGACUACUCUGUAGAUAACAGAGGUGACGUGGGUUCUUGGGUCCGAGAAGCUGCCAUGGAUAGCCUUGAAAGAUGUACAUAUAUCCUUUGUGAAAGAGAAUCUGAGGGCUUCCCGAGGAAGACAACAGGGAUCGAAUAUAAAGAACAUCCAGAUAAUGACAUUGCUGAAAGGGAUCAGGGACACACACUUUUUGAUGUAAGUCUUGCAACCAGCUUAGUUGGAGGGUUUGUAAAGCAAGCUGUUGAGAAGAUUGAUAAAAUAAGAGACAUUGCAGCAACUAUUCUUGGGAGGAUUUUGCACAACGAAAGAAUUUUUGUUCCGUGCAUACCUUAUCGGGAAAAGCUGGAAGAAAUUGUUCCCAAUCAUCCAGACUUAAAGUGGGGAGUACCAACUUUCUCUUACCCACGCUUAGUUCAGUUGCUUCAAUUUAGUUGUUACAGCAGAUUUCUGAUUUCUGGGUUAGUUAUCUCUAUUGGGGGAUUGCAAGAUUCCCUGCGGAAGGCAUCAAUCACAGCUUUAUUAAUGUAUCUUCAAGAUACUCUAGCUGACAAACAUGAAGGAUGCUUGAGAGAGCAUAUGUUAGGUGAUGAUCUCCUUUGGGUCCUCCAACAGUAUAGAAGAUGUGACAGGGUCAUUAUACCCACACUGAAGACCAUUGAGAUUCUUUUCAGCAAAAAGAUCCUCCUGAACAUGGAGGCUAAGACUCUGGAUUUUUGUGUUGGUGUUUUGGACUCCUUGGCUAUUGAAUUGAAGGGAUCAAGGGACUUCUCCAAGUUAUAUGCAGGCAUUUCUAUUCUUGGUUAUGUUGCUUCUGUUUCAGAUCCCAUCAAUAUUCAGGCUUUUUCUCAGCUUCUUACUUUUCUUGGUCAUCGAUAUCCAAAGAUACGGAAAGCAUCCGCUGAUCAGGUCUAUCUUGCCUUGUUGCAAAACGAGAAUCUCGUGGCAGCAGGGGACAAAAGGGAGAAGGCACUUGAGAUCAUUUCUGAAACUUGUUGGGAAGGUGACAUAGAGGAAGCAAAACACCAAAGGUUACAACUGUAUGAGAUGGCUGGUAUGGAAGCCAGUAAACUUUUGAAGACCAACAGAGAAGCAAACAAGGAUAAUAAGAAAUCCGUAGCUGAUGAGAAUGCAUCAUAUUCGUCACUAGUUGGUUCAUCUGGGUUCUGACUAUAGAGAUUAGCUGCUUCGCCAUAUUUGUUCCAUAAAUUUGAAUGGUAAAUGGAGCUCUCUGAAGCUUUGUGCUUGUAUGGGUGUGGCAACAAAAGAUGUGUGAUUCUUGAAUGCGUCAGUAGUGUACAAUCAGAUGGAUCUGCAGGGUCUUAUCUGCGUUUUCAGUUGUAGAAAUUGCUUGUAAAUUAAUUAAGAAGGUAAAAAUAUAGGCAGGGUAAAAGUAGGUCAUAUACCCACUUCCAGGAAGAAUCAACAUGCCAUUGGACGUAAUAGAAUUCCUUCAGCUGAGUCAUGGCGUGCAGUCAUUUUUUCUAUUUAGCUGCUCACCACCCUGCAAUACUCGAGGAGGGAUCCAGCACCAUUGGAAGAAUAGUGCACAUUGCAUUUGCAUGGCGUCUUUGCCUCCGUUGCCGUCCUUGAAUACAUGGAAUGUUAUCAAUGGCAAGCCGCGGGGUUGCAAUAUCAUGCAUCCCCCGGUAGGUGCAUGAUAUCUAAGAGAAAUUCUUGAGGAUCUUUUUAUUACAUUUGUAUGGUAUUUGUUGUAAAAAUCUAAUCAAGGGAAUGGAACUUAUCGUUUUCUCUUUCCGAACCAGAGUGCAACUGUGUUCGUAGAAGUGGUGCUGAGAAACUGAGAAAUGCUGUCAGAAGGUUGAGUUUGUGCCAUUGGUCAUUCUCCUCAAAACCACAUUUGUCCCCUAUGGUGAAUGGUGCAGUGAGGUGAAUGCAAAUCGAUUUUCAAGAUGAAACAGUCCAUAUGUUUGUU
This is a messenger RNA of Nelumbo nucifera (sacred lotus), 4699 nucleotides long. RefSeq names its product ARM repeat superfamily protein (gene TTN1). The record is from RefSeq and is a predicted model, not a curated record. NCBI's taxonomy places the organism in Eukaryota, Viridiplantae, Streptophyta, Magnoliopsida, Proteales, Nelumbonaceae. Gene Ontology annotation, molecular function: GTPase activator activity; beta-tubulin binding. Gene Ontology annotation, biological process: tubulin complex assembly; microtubule cytoskeleton organization; post-chaperonin tubulin folding pathway.